CCUCCCAUUCCUCUUUUUCCCUUGUCGUUCUCUGUCAUGCAAUACUUUUCUGCUAAAUUCUUCUCUAUAAAUAGCAUUCCCCCAUCAUGGUGCUCAUCCAACCAAGUUGAAAACUCCUGUUCAACUAUUCUAUAAUUUCUGUCCUCUGAAGUGGUCUUCAAAGAAACACUAAUAAUGGUCAAUUCUAUAAAAUGUCUCCUGCUUCUUUCUCUAGCCUUUGUUCCAUUCUGUCACUGCAAAAAGGAACAAGGGGUUAACCUCUACCCACAAUUUUACGACCAAUCAUGCCCCAAAGCUCAAGAGAUUGUCAAGUCCAUUGUUGCCAAGGCUUUUGCGAAAGAUCCCCGCAUGGCCGCCUCGCUUCUUAGACUACACUUCCAUGACUGUUUUGUCAAGGGUUGUGAUGGAUCAGUGUUGCUAGAUAGCAGUGGAACCAUCAUCAGUGAGAAGAGGUCAAAUCCAAACCGCAAUUCAGCUCGAGGAUUUGAAGUCAUAGAUGAAAUUAAAUCUGCAAUAGAAAAAGAAUGCCCUCACACUGUGUCUUGUGCUGACAUUUUGGCUAUAGCUGCAAGAGAUUCAACUGUUCUGACUGGUGGACCAAGCUGGGGUGUACCUUUGGGAAGAAGGGACUCUCUUGGUGCAAGCCUCAGUGGCUCAAAUCAGAACAUUCCAGCCCCCAACAACACAUUCCAGACUAUCCUAACUAAAUUCAAGCUUAAGGGGCUUGACAUAGUUGAUCUAGUUGCACUAUCUGGGAGCCACACCAUAGGAGAUUCUAGGUGCACCAGCUUCAGGCAAAGACUCUACAACCAAACUGGAAAUGGCAAAGCAGACUUCACUCUUGACCAAUCCUAUGCUGCUAAAUUGCGCACUCAGUGUCCAAGAUCUGGUGGGGACCAGAAUCUGUUUGUGCUAGACUUUGUCACCCCAGUAAAAUUUGACAACAACUACUUCAAGAACUUGCUGGCAUUCAAGGGUCUGCUGAGUUCUGAUGAGAUCCUCUUGACAGAUAAUAAAGAAUCUGAAGAUUUAGUGAAGAAGUAUGCUGAGAGAAACGAUCUUUUCUUUGAACAAUUUGCCAAGUCCAUGGUUAAGAUGGGAAACAUUACUCCUUUAACAGGGUCAAGGGGAGAGAUCAGAAGGAUCUGCAGAAGGAUUAACAACUAAUAAAGUCAUGCCACACAUGUGAACUUAAAAUUUUACCUACAUUUUUAUGAUGCUUCCAUUGACAGUGUGCCCUGAGUUUGUACUUGGGAUUUUCUUAGAAUUGUUGUGUGUUUGGAUCCAAUUUAUUGAAUAAGAUGUUUCAGGAUAAUUUCUUGAA
Molecule: messenger RNA, 1324 nt
Organism: Lotus japonicus
Lineage: Eukaryota; Viridiplantae; Streptophyta; Magnoliopsida; Fabales; Fabaceae
Product: peroxidase 72-like
Exons: 4
Coding region: 175-1167 (330 amino acids)
Biological process (GO): hydrogen peroxide catabolic process; response to oxidative stress
Molecular function (GO): heme binding; peroxidase activity
Source: RefSeq, a predicted model, not a curated record